This is a messenger RNA of Fusarium oxysporum Fo47, 1521 nucleotides long. RefSeq lists its product as uncharacterized. The record is from RefSeq and is a predicted model, not a curated record. The transcript has a single exon. NCBI's taxonomy places the organism in Eukaryota, Fungi, Ascomycota, Sordariomycetes, Hypocreales, Nectriaceae. The annotation marks the transcript as partial.
CUCCAAGCCCAGAAAGAUCUAGCAAAGGAAAAGCUAUCUGAACAACAACAAAGGUGUCACCAGCUAUUCCGCCUCACAACCAACAACAAGGACGCCACUUACGAGUGGUACAAAGACCGAGUGGAAGAAAGAGUUGAAGGUACAUGCAUGUGGCUCCUCAAACACGACCACUUCCAGACGUGGUUGAACCAAGAGUCUGGCCCCCUGCUGGUCUCGGCGGAUCCUGGCUGCGGAAAGUCAGUGCUGGCCAAGUACCUGAUAGACCAUUGGCUGCCACGAUCAACGACUAUCUGUUACUUCUUUUUCAAAGACCAAGACCAGAACACCGUUCGGCAAGCACUUUGCGCCCUGCUUCACCAGCUCUUUUCUCUGAAGCCGUCUCUGAUCGAACAUGCUAUGCCACAAUUCCGUAAGGAUGGACAAGGUCUUAUUAACUCUACAGAAUCGCUUUGGAAGAUUCUGCGAAACGCUAUGAAAGAUCCUCAGGCAGGAUCUGUAAUCAUAGUCCUAGAUGCCCUAGACGAAUGCGCCGAAUCGGAAUUUGCGGACCUGAUGCGGAAUGUGGAGAGCCAAUUCCGCGGCGACCAGUUGGGCUAUGGCAAGUUGAGGUAUCUUCUAACAUGCCGGCCGUAUGACCAGACUUUGUCCAAGUUCCGCGUCCUAUUACAUGCCUUUCCAAAUAUCCACAUACCAGGAGAGGAGGAGUCAGAAACGAUUAGUCAAGAGGUAAAUCACGUCAUUGGGCGCCGGGUCAAUCAACUGGCCAUGGAGAAGCGCUUAACAACCGAAAUUAAGAACCACCUGGAGAAGAAACUACAGGAGGCUACCCAUCGCACGUAUCUCUGGGUACACCUUGUGUUUGACUACUUGCAGAAACACGGCUUUAAAAAGACACUCAAGGGGAUCGAGUCCGUUGUUGCAACACUUCCACGGAGUAUCAAUGAGGCGUAUGAGCAAAUUCUUAGUAAGGCUAAUGAUGAUCCGAUGAUUCGAAAAGCCUUGAGUAUUAUAUUGGCGGCAAGCCGGCCACUAACCCUGUCGGAAAUGAACGUUGCUGUUAAUAUCGACGACGAAUCCCAGUCUAUCGACGACCUCGACUUGGAGGAUGAUGAGGACUUCAAGACGCGUCUCAGAUCUUGGUGUGGGCUGUUCAUCUCAAUCCAUCGAGGCAGUAUUUACUUCAUUCACCAAACGGCUCGCGAAUUUCUCCUCGCAGAUUCGGCAUCGCCCAAGACCGUUUCGUCAGAGCUGCACUGGCAUCAAUCCAUAACUACCCGCCACGCACACGCCGUUCUUGCGAAGCUCUGCGUGCUCUAUUUGAACUCUUUCAACUCAAGCGUUGGUUUGCUGGCGGGUUUGGACGGAGAAGUCGGCCGCUGUGCUGACAGACACCCAUUCUUGGAGUACUCGGCCGAAACUUGGGGCGCGCACUUCCGCAAGGCUGAGUUCAUCGACGAUAACAGUAUUAUACCUUUCGCUCUGGGAAUCUGUGAUACGGGUUCGAAGAGCUACUCGGUAUGG